AUGGACGCCUUUGACGACAACGACGAGUUUGUGCGCGCGUCGUCUACAUUCCCUGCGCUCGAGGACGACUUGGAUGGAUUCGGAGGAAUGACGACCGCUGCUCCCGCUCCCAUCCAAAAUAUCCCCAGCGAACCGCUCGAUUUUGACUUUGACCCGCUGCCAGCAUCCAACGCACCGCCACCCGUUCAACAACCUCCGUCUGUACCUACGUUUGGAGCAACGCGUUCAUUUGCAGGGACGCCUGUCCAACCACCUGCCUAUGCGCAACCGUCUAUUACCCCAGCAUUUGAGGAGGAGCCACAAGUAAUCAAGGACUGGCGUGAAAAGCAACAGGCCGAGAUUGCGAAGCGGGACGAGAGGAGCGCCCGUCGACGCGAAGAUAUCAAAAAGCAGGCCAACGAGUCGAUUGAUGAAUUCUAUAUUGAGCAUAAAGCAAAAGUCGAGCGCAAUAUCAAGGACAACAAGUUGCGUGAGGAAGAAUUCAGGGCCAAACUGACAGAGUCUCUCUCUGCGGGGACAACGUGGAGCCGCAUAUGUGAAAUUAUCGAGCUCGAAAAUUCUCAGUCAAAGACGAUUGCACGCACGGGCGCUGGAACGACGGAUCUGACGCGUUACAAGGAAGUCUUACUACGUCUCAAACGCGAAGGAACUUCUGCACCGGGCGCUGCUGGAUACUAG
Molecule: messenger RNA, 678 nt
Organism: Serendipita indica DSM 11827
Lineage: Eukaryota; Fungi; Basidiomycota; Agaricomycetes; Sebacinales; Serendipitaceae
Source: the annotation of a GenBank genome assembly